Molecule: messenger RNA, 1612 nt
Organism: Caenorhabditis sp. 36 PRJEB53466
Lineage: Eukaryota; Metazoa; Nematoda; Chromadorea; Rhabditida; Rhabditidae
Source: the annotation of a GenBank genome assembly
AUGAGACUGCCGGGCGGUACGAUAAUUUCAGCGAGAAAUGCCUCUUCCUACUACGACACAGUCAUCGUCGGCGGUGGAAUGGUCGGAAAUGCGAUGGCCUGCUCGCUGGGAGCCAAUAAGUCGUUCAAGUCGAAAAGCGUACUUCUGCUCGACGCCGGUCGAUCCCCCUCCCUCUCCUCGUUCGAGCCGGGCUCUCCGUUCAACAACCGCGUCGUCGCCACUAGUCCCACUUCGGUUGACAUCUUCAGAAGUACUCAUUCAAUCGAUAUUAUCAAUCUAUUCACAAAUAUUCAGAAUUGGGUGUUUGGGAUCGAAUAAAAUCGCAUCGCGCCAAAAAAGUCAAUCGUCUGUUCGUGUUCGACAGUUGCUCCACAUCGGAGAUCGAGUUCGAGCGGGACCGUCAAGAAGAAGUGGCCUACAUAAUCGAAAACGAUCUGAUUGUAGGAUCACUCUACGAAAAGCUUGCCGAAUACAAAAAUGUAGACGUGAAAACGGGCGCAAAAGUGGAAGAGUGCUCCGUUCCGACGGCACUCGGGAACAUGGCCACCAUCAAGUUGGCGAACGGAGACGUCAUUGACACUUCGCUUCUGGUAAACACUCAACUGAAGACGGAAAAUAUUAUAGAAUCGAAUGUUAUAGAUCGGUGCGGACGGAGUAAACUCAAAAGUGCGUCACGCGGCCAAUGUCAACUACACCACCUUUAACUACAAUCAACACGGACUCGUCGGCAUUGUUGAAAUUGAAGUAAGGAGGAACUGAUAUUGUCCGUUCUUUCAUCCGGCCAGUUCUCCAUAACUUUCCAAGCACUUUCUUCCAGACAUCAAACGGGGAGAACAAAACCGCUUGGCAACGAUUCACGAAACUCGGCCCCGUCGCCCUCCUCCCGCUCUCCGACACCGUCUCCGGAUUGACGUGGUCGACGAGUCCGGAAGAGGCGCAGAGACUGAAACAACUGCCGCCGGAUCAGUUCGUCGACGAGCUGAAUUCGGCACUUUUCUCGCAGGAAGAUCAGCUUCCGUUUGUGAAUCAGGCGAUGUUCACUCUCAAUCGAAUGAAUCCUUUCCGCGCGGAGACGUUCGGACGCAAAGCGGAAGGCACCAUUCCGCCGCAGGUGAUCACCGUUCAGGAAGGCAGUCGUGCCUCGUUCCCGUUGGGAUUCGGAAAUGCGCACAGCUACAUCACGACUCGUUGUGCGCUCAUCGGAGAUGCUGCUCACAGAAUGCAUCCGCUCGCAGGUCAGCAUCUAUAUCGACUCUUUCUCCCACUGAUCGCCGUAUUUUCAGGUCAAGGAGUCAAUCUCGGUUGGAGCGACGUUCAAAUUCUGGAUAAAGUGCUCGGAGACGCUGUGCGCGAAGGAGCCGACAUUGGAAGUAUCACAUACUUGCGCGAGUUCGAUUCUGCCGCACAAAAGCACAAUUUGCCAGUGAUGGUGUCCGUUGAUCUGCUGAAUCGGCUCUACCGCACGGAUGCUCCGGCUAUCGUCGCCGCAAGAGCAUUCGGACUGAAUGCGUUCAAUGCAUUGGGGCCCGUCAAGGUAAGCACGUCUAGACCGUUCAGUGCCAACAGCGAAUUUCAGAACUUCCUGAUCAACUAUCUUUCGGCACACCGAUAA